AUGAGUUCCUAUCAGCAAAAGCAGACCUUCAUCCCACCACCUCAGCUUCAGGAGCAGCAGGUGAAACAGCCUUUUCAACCUCCACCAGUUGUUCCCAUAACCAAGGAGCCAAGCAACCCCCAAGUCCCGUAUCCUGGCAACACCAAGGUUCCACAGACAAGCCAAACCAAGAUCCCUGAACAAGGCCACUCCAAGGUGCCCGAGCCAGGCUACUCCAAGGUGCCCGAGCCAGGCUACUCCAAGGUNCCCGAGCCAGGCUACUCCAAGGUGCCCGAGCCAGGCUACUCCAACGUGCCUCAGCCAGGCUAUUCCAAGGUGCCUCAGCCAGGGUACUCCAAAGUGCCUGAGCCAGGUUAUUCCAAGGUGCCUCAGCCCAGUCAGCCCAAGAUUCCUGAACCAGGCAACCCCAAGAUUCCUGGGCCAGGCCACUCAAAGAACACAGAAUCAUACCCCUCACCAAUCACUCCAGGCUCAGGUCAGCAGAAGACCAAGCAGAAGUGA
Molecule: messenger RNA, 501 nt
Organism: Elephantulus edwardii (Cape elephant shrew)
Lineage: Eukaryota; Metazoa; Chordata; Mammalia; Macroscelidea; Macroscelididae
Gene: SPRR3
Product: small proline-rich protein 3
Exons: 3
Coding region: 1-501 (166 amino acids)
Source: RefSeq, a predicted model, not a curated record